ACUUAAAACUGAAAUAUUAGAUUGGCUUCGAUCAGAUGUUGAUGAUAUUGAUAUGGGUUCAACAACAACAACAUUUGCUUGUGCAUCAACUUACUGGAACUCGAAAAAUAUGCUUGCUCAUUUGUGUGUUGAAAAUUACUUACAGUACAAUAAAAUGAAAGCCUAUGGACCAACUUUCUUCGACCCGACCAGCCCAUUGAGAUCUCUGUUGGAGAUCAUGAAAUAA
Messenger RNA from Rotaria sp. Silwood2, 226 nucleotides. The record is from the annotation of a GenBank genome assembly. Lineage: Eukaryota; Metazoa; Rotifera; Eurotatoria; Philodinida; Philodinidae.